This is a messenger RNA of Xenia sp. Carnegie-2017, 633 nucleotides long. RefSeq lists its product as uncharacterized. Gene Ontology annotation, biological process: regulation of transcription by RNA polymerase II. The record is from RefSeq and is a predicted model, not a curated record. Gene Ontology annotation, cellular component: nucleus; transcription regulator complex. Lineage: Eukaryota; Metazoa; Cnidaria; Anthozoa; Malacalcyonacea; Xeniidae. The coding region runs from base 1 to 633 and encodes 210 amino acids. The transcript has 3 exons. Gene Ontology annotation, molecular function: DNA binding.
AUGGAGUCGUUUGAGGAAUGGCAAGACAAUAUAAACGAAUUCUCCAGAGAAAAAGAAAACUCAGAGGCAUCUGUGGCGGAAUCUUUCAAUAGAAGUAACAUCGAAUCUACUGCUCGCGCUAUAAAUGUACAAGAACCUCCAUUUUUGAUUAACUUAAUCGAAGAAGUGCGAAAGUACCCUUGCAUCUGGAACGUUUCGUCAAAGUUGCAUAAAGACAAACCAAGGAAACUGGAAGCAUUGCGACGAAUUUCUGCUGCUUUGUGUGUACCUGAGAAUGUAGUUUGUAAAGAGUUUGACAGGCUGAAGGAUAAUUAUAGAAGAUGCAUUAAAAAGCGAGAGUUGGCGACACGAUCAGGGAGUGGGGCAAAAAUUUCAGACUCAAAACCUCUUCAAAAGACUUGGAAAAGGCGAUCAGAUCAGAUUGACGAUCUUUUGGCCUUAAGCCUUGCCAAUGAUAUAGCAUAUGCUAAAAAUGGUGAUUCAAAAAAGACAACUAACCCAGAAGACCAGGACAUUCUUUUCUGUUCCAGUUUGGUUACUACCUUUAGGAAUUUGACUGGAAAGAAAAACAAAUUGGCUAAGAUCAAAGUAUUGCAAGUUCUUGCUGAGUUUGAAGAUGAUGACGAAAUGUAA